This is a messenger RNA of Pelobates fuscus (common spadefoot toad), 3142 nucleotides long. Its product is annotated as ras and EF-hand domain-containing protein-like. Lineage: Eukaryota; Metazoa; Chordata; Amphibia; Anura; Pelobatidae. Bases 560 to 2554 code for a protein of 664 amino acids. The transcript has 17 exons. Gene Ontology annotation, biological process: vesicle-mediated transport. The record is from RefSeq and is a predicted model, not a curated record. Gene Ontology annotation, molecular function: GTP binding; calcium ion binding; GTPase activity.
GACUGACACACGGGAUGCGGGACUUGUCGCACACAUUGGGCACCCUGUAAAGAGGAUAAUACUCACCCCAUAUGGGCUGCCAUGCCAGUCAGGGGAUGUCUGCCAAUGCUGGAUACAUUAUGGAACGCGUGGAUUCUACUGCAACAAGUAUCUCUGUAACAUUCUAAACACACACCUGAGCUCUCUGCACUGCCCUAACUACUAGAGCGCUUUAUGGCACAUCCCAGCAAGUCAGUUACAAGAACUACAAGCCGAGGAUCUACAGUAUUUCUUAUUGGAGUCUGAAACGUUGGGUUCUGUAAGAACUCCCUGGAAUUAGAGGAUCCUUUCUCUGUUAGCUCUGUGUAUUGAAGGGCAGUGUUUAUUUGGGGAGAUACCACUGACCUGCCCUUAGCCUCAGAGAGGCUGGAUUGUGUUAAAGGUGCGUUUUGGAUUCUAGAAGCUGUGUGGGCUGGCUAUAUUUGGAUUGGGAACUAGCUCCAUAUCUUGAUACAGUAACUGACCCCUCUUACGAGACUGGUCCCCCAUCUCCUGCUUUUACCACAUGCUGUAGGUCCUGAUGGGAUCGGUGCAUGACCUGUCCCAUCUCCGGAGCCUGUUCUCCGCCUGCGAUGUCAAUGGCUCCGGAGUGGUGGAGCUUGAGGACUUCACCUCGGUGUGUACAGAGCUGGGGCUCCAGCCUGACCAGAUCCGGCCCUUGUUCCGCAAGCUGGACAUGGACGGAGACGGUAUGAUCAACUUCCAGGACUUCUCGGCUGGCUUCGAGGAGGUAUCCCAGGUGCUCAACCUGUCUGCCUACCAUCCACCCCCAGCCUGGGAGGAGGAGAUGGAACACAGGCUGGGGGGAGAGCUGGGGUACCUGAACAGUGAUACCAGAGAUCUUCUGUUCACCUUAUAUCAGAAUAUCCAUGGAGUGUCUGUCCCAGGUCUUCUUGAACAGUAUGAGAAGCUGAUUAAUAACAUGUCACAUGACUUCCGGGCUCAGAGGCUGAACAUUGAGAAGCUGGAAGUUGUCCUCAAAAGAACUGAGGAGAACACUGCCUUACAAAUGGCUGAGUUAGAGGAAGACUUGCAUGUUCACUUAAACAAGGUGGAAUAUAAAAUACGGGAAGAGGAGCAGCAUAGGCUUGAAAUUGCCCUCCAGGAGCUGCAAAUGAGGCACGAGCACGAAAUAAUGGACCUGCAAGCAACGGUCAGCAGACUGGCUAAGCAUGAAGAACAGAGAAAGAUCCUGGAAUCCAGGGAAGAAAGCACCAGGCUAAAAAACCAAAUCUUUGACCUGUCACAGGAGAAUGAGUUCCUAAAACAUAAUUUAUUAGAGACCCAGACCAAUAUCUCACUCCUGCAGGCUGAACUGGACACGUUAAAGAAUGACUAUGCUGACCAGCACAUGCACUAUGAAAGAGAGAUGGACAUGCUGAAAACAAUGAUUGACGAGAGCAGAGAAUACAGCAGUAAAAUCCAAUUACUAAAUGAAGCCAACAAGUCUCUAUAUGACAAUAAUGACAGCAUGAGGUCAGCGCUCUCAACCCUUGAAAUUGAGAAAAAAAAGCAUUCCUCUCCCAUUCAUGUAGAACAACCUGUGAUCACCUACAGCAGAUUUUUAGGUGAAGAUGAUCCGUACGCUAGGUUUACACAUGUUGCUACAUGGGCCAAUAAAUGUACAGACACUCGAGUAUCUCUGCCACGAAGCUUGGGUUACAGCGAUGUGGAUAGCUGUCCCAGCGAAUUUGGAAGUGAGCACAGUAAUAGCUCCGAAGAUCCUUGGUUGGCAAGUGUAUCCUACGUGAAUUCUGAUGGCGAGGCGUUAGAGAAUAGGUCAGAAAUCGAUGGAAGAACAAGAUGGACUCCAUCUCGGCCUGUAAGUCGCAGCGGUUCCUCAGCUUCUUCAAGGCGGCGACUUCCUGCUUUUACCCCAAGAAAAGAAGGUUUGGCAAUUGACGAGAAUUCUCAGGUUACCAGUCCCAUAUACAGACUUGUCCUCGCCGGAGAUGCUGGGUCAGGGAAAUCCAGUUUCCUUUUACGUCUGUGUCUGAAUGAGUUCAGAGGAGACAUUCCUACCACUUUAGGAGUUGAUUUCCAGAUGAAGAAACUCUUGGUGGAUGGUGAUCACACGACAUUACAGAUCUGGGACACAGCUGGUCAGGAAAGGUUCCGCAGUAUUGCAAAGUCAUAUUUCCGCAAAGCACACGGCGUCCUUUUGAUGUACGACAUCACUUCGGAAGCUAGUUUUCUCAAUGUGCGGCAGUGGAUUGACGAGAUCAAGAACUCAUCAGACAAGCCUAUGCCAAUGAUGCUAAUUGGCAAUAAAACCGAUAUGAGGACUGAAAACAAAGAAUCUGCUGUCAUUCACACAUCCAUGGGUGAAAAGCUGGCUAUGGCCUAUGGCGCCCUUUUCUGUGAGACAAGUGCCAAGAAUGGGACUAAUGUAGUGGAGGCUGUCCUUCACCUUGCAAGGGAAGUUAAGAAGACUGUGGACCUAAAAGAACAAAAUGCAGAAUCCGUAACCAAGCUCAGUAUUCCAGAGAAGAAGACGAAUUGUUGCAAGAUCUAGUAUUCUUGUUGCAAGGAGGACCUUACAGUAUAAAAAUGAAGGAUUGUAUAGUGAUUGGGUCCAUGUAAUAUUUUCUGCGACCUUUUUUUAAUGUUUUCACUCCCUAACAAUUUGCUAUGCACAAAAAAAGUCUACACUUUAACACAACACAUCUCACAUCCGUCCUGAUGUGAAAAUAUGCAAACUCUGGCCCUGUGGUAACAGCUCUAACUACGUGGCUGGGGACUUGCAAUUAAACCGACACGGGGUAAAUUACCCCUUUAAAUGACUGCUACGAAGAACAAUAUAUUACUUCAACUGACCAACUUACAAAGAACGAUGUCACUUCUGAAAAACCAUGUUGUCUUCUGUCUAAAAACUAGUAAAAGUUUGUUCACAGUUGAUGACACAAAUGGAAAUUGUCCAUUGAUCAAUGGAUUGGUGACAAUGAUUUCACGUACUUGAAUUUUAAAAUUUUUUUUUUAAAUAUUUACCAAAUUAACUGUUGGGUCGUCAUUGACUACCUAAAUACCUAAUUGUUUACAGCUUUUGUAAAAUAUUUUUACUGUUGUAUUUAACAUUACUGCAUGUUUUGUCCGGAAAUGACUG